Molecule: messenger RNA, 3016 nt
Organism: Lethenteron reissneri (Far Eastern brook lamprey)
Lineage: Eukaryota; Metazoa; Chordata; Hyperoartia; Petromyzontiformes; Petromyzontidae
Product: guanine nucleotide-binding protein G(I)/G(S)/G(T) subunit beta-1-like
Biological process (GO): signal transduction
Molecular function (GO): protein binding
Source: RefSeq, a predicted model, not a curated record
GGUGGGGGGUGAACGCAGAGAGACUUAACCUGGACACAGGGACACGGCUUAGGGAGAGGGACACUCACACAGACACACGCUCACACACACACGCGGGUAGUGGGACAAGGCGAGAGAGAGAGAGAGACAGACACACAAUCAGCUGGAACAGCGCAGCAGGGACGGUGCCUCGCUCUGACCGCACCGCUCAGCCACAAUGAGUGAACUGGAGAAGCUACGCCAGGAGGCGGAACAGCUACGCAACCAGAUCAAGGAGGCCAGGAAAGCAUUUGCCGACACCACCUUCGCACAGGUCACAGCCAGCUUGGACUCCGUGGGGCGGAUCCAGUUGAGGACUCGGCGAACUCUGCGUGGUCACCUCGCCAAAAUCUACGCCUGCCACUGGGGCACCGACUCACGCUUGUUAUUGAGUGCAUCCCAGGACGGCAAACUCAUAGUCUGGGACACGUAUACUAACAACAAGGUCCAUGCCAUCCCGCUGAGGUCAUCGUGGGUCAUGACGUGCGCCUACGCCCCCUCGGGAAACUUCGUGGCUUGCGGAGGCCUCGACAACAUGUGCUCCGUGUACAGUCUCAAGUCGCGUGAGGGAAAUAUAAAGGUCACGCGUGAGCUCCCUGGACACAACGGGUAUCUCUCCUGCUGCCGCUUCCUCGACGACACCAAAAUCCUCACCAGCUCCGGAGACACCUUAUGCUGCCUGUGGGACAUCGAGACGGGCCGCCUGUCCUCCACAUUCAUGGGCCACACGGGCGACGUCAUGUCGCUGUCCUUGUCCCCGGACGGGCGCAUGUUCGUGUCGGGCGCGUGCGACUCGUCCGCCAAGCUGUGGGACGUGCGCGAGGUCAAGUGCCGGCAGACGUUCACGGGACACGAGUCCGACAUCAACGCCAUCAACUUCUUCCCAAAUGGGCAGGCGUUUGUGACGGGCUCCGACGAUGCCACGUGCCGCCUCUUCGACAUCCGCGCCGACCAGGAGCUCUGCGUCUACGCCAACGACGGCGUGGUGUGCGGCGUCACGAGCAUCGCCUUCUCGCGCUCCGGCCGCCUCGUGCUCGCCGGACACGAUGACUUCAACUGCAACAUCUGGGACGGCAUGAAGCAGGAGAAAGCCGGCGUGCUUGCGGGCCACGAUAACCGCGUGUCAUGCCUGGGCGUCACGGAUGACGGCAUGGCCGUGGCCACGGGCUCCUGGGACAGCUUCCUCAAGGUGUGGAACUGACGGGCGCAGGUGUAGUCCGGCACGGAGACGGACAUGGCUCCCGCGGGAUCCAGCUCGCGGCCACGCAUGCACACACACGUGAACUGAGACUCGUACAAGAUACACGCGCACGGACAGAUACUCGUACCACACACACACACACGUGGACAGAGACUCGUACAACAUCCACACAAACAAACGUGGAUAUAGACUCGUACAACACACAUACACACAAAGACACAGACAUGCAUACACCAAAUAUAUACAUAAAUAUACGUUAUUGAUUAUGGGGUUAAGCCACGUAAUGCUCUUGACCAUGUUCGUGUCGUGAGACCCUCCAUCACCCGACAUAGCCAAACAAAUUCAAUUGUCACAUGCACAAGCAUUUGACACGCCAAUUAUAUAUUUUUGUGACUAUUUUAUUUGCCUGGCUGUGUUGGGUGGUGGAGAGUCACGACACAAGUUUGGCUGGAUCAUUAUUGUGGCUUAACCCAAAAAUCUGUUACGAUUCAUAAUAUUGGCUGCAAAAAACCUACGUGCUAUGAUAUGCUCAUACAUUUACACAUGCAGCAUAUACAUAGAUAUGUACACACAUGCACAUAUGAUAUAAAAUAUACAUACGUACAUAUACAAAAAUGAGCCCAGCAAUACACACAUACGUAUACACACACAUCUUGCACACACACACGAACCAUAUCAUCCCCAGCCAGGUUCUAUCCACUGCUCGAUAAAGCCCUUUCCCCGGUCACCGCCAUCCCUCACCAGUUGCGUGAUGCCAUGGUCCAUCUCACUGCUGCGCAUAACACCGGCACACAAACACGCACGCAGUUAAACACACCACGCAUAUUCAGCACUCACUCAUACCUGCAUGGAAACACAAACGUUCAAACACACUCCAGGCACAUGUACACAACCACGUUCUCACAUGCUGUGCACGUGACACACAAUAUGCACACUCGCUAACUUGUGUAUAGUAUACCUAUCACCCAAAACACACACACACACGUAGACUUUCACUGACCCUCGUGUGUGUGUGUGUGGUUAAAAUAACACUGUCUCUCAAGACCGUCUCUAUCUAUACGAGGAGGGGCCCUGCAUGGCGCUGUUUGACCAUUUGCAUGUAUGAGUGUUGGGCUCAAUGUGGGAGGAAACCGGAGAAUCCGGAGAAAACCCGCCACGCAUUCGAGGGGGGUACCACUCAGCACUGCCAUCUCCUGGCCACCUUGGAGCCCCAAUGCCUACAACACCUGGCACGCCCUGACUGUCAUCCAUGAAAGCUCUAAACAAGAUCAAUCAUGCUACUUCGGUUGGUAAGGCCCAUUGAGCUUCACAGCUCCGUUACAAGGGACAUGACCGCAGCUCAAGUCCGUGGCGACGGUCACGGGACAUCGCAGUUACAAAGGGAACCAUAGAAUUCCAUAGAGGGCUCUACAUUUGCAUAGAGCUCUGCAGAGUGACUUAGAGAUGUGUAGACCACACAAGCCCAAGACCGACGGCAGUGUCACAGGACAUCAUCGCAGGGUGGGAAUGUGCAAGCUGGCAAGAGCAAAAAACAACAAUUGUUGACAUGAAACCCACACACCAGAACUUACUACAAACAGGAUGAAAAUAAAUAUUACUUAAAAACAAUACAAAAAAAACAGUGUAUGUUAAUAAAGUGUACAUACGGCCUUGGACACAAUGGUAUAUAGGACUGAGCUGCAGCAUUUGCGGUUGUAGGAGGAUCAAUCAUCCUUCAUGGUCUUUAAGCAAACGUAACGAAGAUGCUUUUGGAAUUUAAAAUGAUGGAAUAUUAAAUAUAGAAAUAUAUAUAUAAAA